This is a messenger RNA of Phytophthora nicotianae INRA-310, 4111 nucleotides long. RefSeq lists its product as hypothetical. The transcript is spliced from 4 exons. Lineage: Eukaryota; Oomycota; Peronosporomycetes; Peronosporales; Peronosporaceae. Gene Ontology annotation, molecular function: GTPase activator activity. The coding region runs from base 872 to 2443 and encodes 523 amino acids. The record is from RefSeq and is a predicted model, not a curated record.
AUUCUGCACGGUCAGGAACAGCGCAGGCACGCCUGUGCUCUCUGCGAACUCCUUGACUGUCGCCAGAUCCGCGGACGUCCAUGCCUUGGGUUGAUACCCGGGCAACGUGAUACGAUCGCGGAUCCACUGCGCGAUGAGCUCUACGUCCUCGAACGAGCUCAUGGUGUCGUGUAGUGUGGCUGGAUCCGAGGGUCGCGACGGCUCAAACUCUGCAAGAUGCGAAAAACCGAUUUAGCAGACAGCGAAUGAUGGUCACAGCUCGCCAUGGAACAUGGCAUUUACAUGCACUUCAUGUUGGCUAGCUAAGGGUGCGGCUUGCACCCUUCGGUCAUCGAGAUAGGAGCGUUGAGGUGUGCUUGAAGGCGUCUCUCGUAUUCCGCGCGCAUGUUCUCGCGGUUGUUCUGUAAACGUAUAAGUACCAUAUAAAUGGUACAGCCUGUCUCAUUUUUGACAUUCUGGAACUCAUAGCGUUGCGACCCCCUGCGCAUCGCGUGCUCAAUUGCGUCGCCCCCUGCAUCUAUCCCCGCUGUCAUGGCGAAGUCUUCGCCGAGCGAGAAGCGCCAGGAGGAGCGGCUGAUCCAGGAGCUGCGCGAUUUCCAGCGCUCCAACCCGUCCAAUAAGCGCUGCUUCGACUGCAAUGAGAUGGUAGGCGCCGGCUUCAUUGCCGAGCUCGACUGGACGUGCUGACGCUGUAAAUGCUACCAGAUGCCCCAAUACGUCUGCCUGGAUUUCAACACCUUCGUCUGCACUGCCUGCAGUGGCAUCCAGUAAGGGAACGCAUUGUUGCAUUAAUUAUCGGCUUUUAUUAACCAAUUCUGCUGCGGCUGCUGUUGGCAGCCGCGAGUUCGCCCAUCGAGUCAAGUCCAUUUCCAUGUCAAAAUUCACCGAGAGCGAGGUCAAGAACAUGAUCAACCAGGGCGGUAACGAGGCAGCGCAGAAGUAUUGGCGCAACAAGCACGACCCGAGCUUCCGUCCGAACGGAGGCAGUGACGGCGAGCGCACGCGGAACUUUAUUCGUUUGACGUACAUCGAUCGCAAGUGGGUGUAUGAAUCGCCGCGUCAUUCCAAGGAUGAAGAACCAGAGCGAGCGUCGUCGAAAAGCACCAAGAAGAAGGAGAAAAAAGCUGAUAGCGACGACGACUUCUUUUCUUCCAGCUCGAAGACAGCCAAGCCGACUACCGACAGUGGAUUUGCAGAUUUUUCCAACUUUGAAGGCAGCAGCAGAACUGCGGCUGCUGUGGCACAGUCAUUUGGGGAUUUCAGCAGCUUCGAUAGCCCAGCUCCUACACAGAAGCCCGAUGACGGGUUUGCAGCUUUUGGCGACUUCUCAGGGUGCAGCAGUACAGCGCAGAAGGCAACACCGAAGGCAGCGUCACGCCCGCCAGCCCCGAAGUUUGAUUCCUUCAAGAUUGCACCGCCUCCCGGAUCGCACUUCUCUGCUGCCAGUGUUACUUCACCCCCUGCUACGAAUGAUCUCAUGGGUCUUAGCCCACCGAAAAAAGCAGAUGACGACCUGUUCGGCUUUGACGCUCCAGCAGCAGCGUCCGGAACUCCGAGCAACGCCGCUCCUGCAGCUUCUUCCCCGUUUAACGCCUUCGAUGCCCCUACACCGACCAACCGAGCAGGUAGCCGCGCCAACUCAGUGGCAUCUCUCGACCCUUUCAGCGAUAUGACUGCAGCAGCCCCGUCGGCACCAGCGCCAAUUAAGCAGAAUUCUUCGCCAUUUGAUGCAUUCAGCUCUCCGAGUGCGGCGUCUCCUUCAUCGAUCGACGCUUUUGCUGCCCCAUCGCCUGCAUCCACCACCGGUAGCAACGUGUUCGAUGUGCUCGGUGGGAGUAAGGACCCGUUCGCGGAUUUCACGGGCUCCACUAGCUCGUCAAGAACAAACUCAGCCAAUCCUGUUCUGGAUCCGUUUGCCAAUCAACCCGAGAAACCUACAGCUGCUGCCGCUGAUCCAUUCGCAGCUUUCGAAGGUAUGCAGUCGAGCAGUGCAGCUCCGCCCCCAUCUAGUUGUGCUCCUACACCUGACUUCAGCUUUCCGAGUGGCAACAACGUAAACCAACAGCAAGCUGCGAUGAACGAUCCGUUCGAUUUUGCAAGCGGGACGAGUAACACUAACAGCGGAUUCCCGGCACAGCCUGCUCAUACUGCGACAAACCAGGGAUUCGGCGGCUUUCCUGGUGGCUUCCCGCAGCAGCAGCAGAAUGCGUUUGGAGGCCAAAUGCAACAGCCGAUGCAGCCAUUCCACCAAGGACAACCGCCACAAAACCAGCAACAAUGGCACGGCCAGCAACAGGGAUUUCCCGGACAACAGCCAAUGCACCCGACAGGACUCCACCACUACCCUGGACAGUUUCCCCCUCGCCCGACCGGUGGUGCCCCACCUGCACCGAUCCCAGUAAAGGUACGGAUAUUAUGGAGAAUGAUUUCCUUACUUUACUAACUGUACUAUCGGUCGUUCUGUUUGGUGUGUAGACUCCGGCAUCAGUAGCUUCGAUCAACGACCCGUUUGCUUCGUUAAAUCUCGGCAACCUGGGAUUCGGUAGUUCACACAGCAACACCAGCGCGGCUCGUACAGGCUCAGGAGGAGCAAACAGUUCGGCACCACCUAACAGAGCUGGCUCGACUAACUCUUUCGGGAACGCUCCAGCGGCGCCGAUGGGUUCGGGAUCAUUCAACUAUGCACAACCACAAGGUCGAGCGACUUCCUCGUUCACGCAACACUCGCAGAAUACCUCCGGGUUUGCCGAUCCGAACGCGUACGUGUCUCUACCGUUGCUUGGGUCGUGGCCAUUGCUCGUGUUAACUGUCUUAUGUAUUCCUUGUUGCCAUGUAGGUUUGGCGACUUCGCCAGCGCACCAGCUCCGGCACAGACACCGGCUUCUCCAGCAAACCCGUUUGACUUGUUUUGAGCGAUCAGACGCCACCUUGCGAACGCAGCUUUAGGUGGCGAUGCAAGGGAGGCAAUAGAGUUGAAGAUACAGCGAAAAAUGCCAAAAGAAGCAGCAAACUCCCCACUUCAUAAGUGUAACUCGCUUCCAAAACUCAUAUUCUAAUGCAGGUAUUAUGCCAUGAUCGUUCAGCAACAUCAGAGGGAAGGACAGAAAACAAGAGGAGGAUUUCAUGCUAGUCGCAGACCAAAGGAGCAAGUCGCUUGCUGCAUGCACUAGAAUGUAGCCCAUGCAGCAAGAAUCUCUACGUCCCUCUUUGCAUUGCGUAACACAAAAUCCGCCCGGACCGAAGAAAGCAGCAAAAUUAGCUGCGAUCAACCCAGUGACGGCAAAAGAGCACGAUCGGUUCUAUUCAGUACCGGUUACGAACUCUCUCCUAGCAGCGGUUAAUACCCCAGUAGCAAGCAGGAAGCUUAUUCCUCCUCGAUCUCGAUGUUGGUCUUCUCGGACACGUAGAUACCGUCAAGGAACUUACGGAUAUCCUUGCGACGCACCAAGCAGGCCUGCGUGAUGUUGGCGGCGUCCUGCGACACCUUCUGGAGGUCAAUGCCGCUCAGCUCGAUCUGGUCCUUGACGUCGCCCGUGCGCACGUACGAGACGCCCUCGGACAGAGCAACGCGACGUACGCGCUUCUCACCCAGGAAGUUACGGAUCUCCACAACGUUGUUCUCGAACGUCACGUUGAUGGGGAAGUGGGCGUACACGAAACGCAUCUUGUACAGGUAGCCGACACGCACACCCGUGAUCAUGUUCUCGAUCAACGAGCAGACGGUGCGCACGCAGGCGAGCUGCUUACGGUUGCCGAACCACAGGUCCACACGGAGCUGCUCCUUGUUGACACGGCGCAUGUCAAGGGUCAGGUGGCGGAAGUCGCGGUUAAGCGUGCCACGCUUGCCGGUCACGGUAACCUUGCGACCGUCAAGGACGACCUUGACGUCAUCGGGGAUGGUAACGAAGCGGGUAGCCAAAAGCUGACGGGGCAUCUUGCUGGAGUCUUGGGGGGAAUGCUAGUUCGCAAGUGGUUGGGUCAUUAUGUAUGCGGUGUAGCGCCUUGGCGAUUGACUGGCGCAGGUGAUUUUGCACUUGGAAUUUGUAUGGUUUCGAGUUUUAACCAAUGGAUAAUAGAUAAUAUGUGCCACAUAAGUGACACACCAGUUGCA